AUGGGCCAACAACAGUCAAAAAACAGUGAUGGAUCCAGAACCCCUUUGAAGAGUAAUUCGUCUUCCAAUCUAGUACCUGACACCUUGUCACAAUAUCCCUCCAUUUCCAGGUCCGAUACCAAGGAAAGCACAUCUAGGUCGAUCCGGUCUUCCAUCAGGAGCAAGAUCAAGAGCUCUGGGGAUGAAAAGACUAACGAUAGUCCAAGAGCCUCGGGCUCCGGUCUGACCGGCACGGAAGGAUCAAAUACUGAUAAGGGCGAUGCGAGUUCCAUAGCCAGUGGUCGGUCGGGCUCCUCUCGUGCCACAAGAGAACGGAUCUCGAACACACCUACGGUAGAGACCCCGACGUCGCCUGCGGAUUACGAAGAAGCUCCUUCUCCAGGCACGGCCUCACCUGCUCGACCGCCAUCUCCAACCCAGUCAAAGUCUGUAGGCAAAGGCCACAAGUCCGUAGACCGCGCGCAACGUACUGGAGAGGUCGGAGCAGUGUCCGAUGAAGCACCGCACCAGGCGCAUAUUCACUCAUCGACCCAAAAGGCGGGGGCGUCGAUCUUGGUGAAACGUGAGAACCAAAUCAAUCCCCGGGCGCCCGAGACGAAAGCUUCGCUGCGAGCGAAAUUGGCAGACCUUCCGGGAGCAUCUCCCGGAGCAAGCAUGGCGAUUGGAGAUGUCAAUGACAUGGAUUUGGAUGACAUGAUUUCUCGUCUGCUCGAUGCCGGCUAUUCGACGAAAGUCACCAAGGCCGUGUGCCUCAAGAACGCCGAAAUCACGGCCGUGUGUAUGGCUGUGCGGGAGGUCUUACUGUCACAGCCAGCCCUACUGGAACUGAACGCGCCUGUCAAGAUUGUGGGCGAUAUCCACGGCCAAUACAACGAUCUGAUCCGCCUCUUCGAGAUGUGCGGAUUUCCGCCCACGGCCAAUUUUCUCUUUCUGGGAGAUUACGUUGAUCGAGGGAAACAAUCCUUGGAGACAAUUCUCCUACUAUUCUGCUACAAACUGAAAUACCCCGAAAACUUCUUUAUACUUCGCGGGAACCAUGAAUGUGCCAAUGUCACACGAGUUUAUGGUUUCUACGAUGAGUGCAAGCGGCGCUGCAACAUCAAGAUCUGGAAAACAUUCAUUGACACAUUCAACUGCUUGCCUAUCGCUGCUAUCGUGGCGGACAAGAUAUUUUGUGUGCACGGUGGGCUCUCACCUAGCUUGUCGCACAUGGACGACAUUCGACAGAUCGCUCGACCGACGGAUGUUCCUGAUUAUGGUCUCCUCAAUGAUUUGCUAUGGAGUGAUCCGGCCGAUAUGGAUCAAGACUGGGACUCCAACGAACGAGGUGUGAGCUACUGUUUCGGCAAGAAAGUAAUUGUGGACUUUCUUGCGCGACAUGACUUCGACCUGGUCUGUCGUGCGCACAUGGUGGUUGAAGACGGUUAUGAGUUCUUCAACGAUCGGUUGCUUGUCACUGUCUUCUCUGCUCCGAACUAUUGCGGCGAGUUCGACAAUUGGGGGGCUGUAAUGUCAGUCUCUAGCAAUCUCUUGUGCAGUUUCGAGUUGUUGAAGCCCCUGGAUUCGAGUGCACUAAAGAGCCAUAUCAAGAAGGGCAGAAAUGCUCGACAAAACAUGCUCAACAGCCCACCUGCUCAGGUGUCAGCUCAGAGCUAUUGA
This is a messenger RNA of Capronia coronata CBS 617.96, 1659 nucleotides long. RefSeq names its product protein phosphatase. Gene Ontology annotation, molecular function: protein serine/threonine phosphatase activity. Bases 1 to 1659 code for a protein of 552 amino acids. The transcript has 3 exons. Lineage: Eukaryota; Fungi; Ascomycota; Eurotiomycetes; Chaetothyriales; Herpotrichiellaceae. The record is from RefSeq and is a predicted model, not a curated record. Gene Ontology annotation, cellular component: nucleus; cytoplasm.